CUCAGUACCGAGCAAUCCGAGCAAUCUGAGCAAUCCUUUGCUCAUGUAUAUAGCAAGUAGACACGCUGCCCUUAUGGCAUCGUGUUCAACCUCGUCAAUCAACUUUGUUAUUGGAAUCUCACUUGCUCUUGAGCCAGACAGUAUACUCUGUACUACUCAUUGCAACCAGUCGCCACGGUCUUUGACUAGACGACUACCUGACUAUUACGAAGGUUAUUACAACCCGCCCGGAUAGUCUACCCCUGACCACCCAAGCCUUGCUUAGGUGACUGUCAACCCCUACGGCUUUCUGUACCUCCGCUCAUCCCCGAG
Macroventuria anomochaeta is the source of this 312-nucleotide messenger RNA. RefSeq lists its product as uncharacterized. Bases 44 to 235 code for a protein of 63 amino acids. The transcript has a single exon. The record is from RefSeq and is a predicted model, not a curated record. Lineage: Eukaryota; Fungi; Ascomycota; Dothideomycetes; Pleosporales; Didymellaceae.